Messenger RNA from Beauveria bassiana ARSEF 2860, 2142 nucleotides. Its product is annotated as zinc finger protein SFP1. The record is from RefSeq and is a predicted model, not a curated record. Bases 1 to 2142 code for a protein of 713 amino acids. Gene Ontology annotation, cellular component: nucleus. Lineage: Eukaryota; Fungi; Ascomycota; Sordariomycetes; Hypocreales; Cordycipitaceae. The transcript has 4 exons.
AUGCAGAGCGCUCUAAAGUGGUUCGGCGGCGGCGCUGGGGGGGCGGCACCAGGGCCCCAGGCAGAGCAGCAUCAGAAAGAGCAGGCCUCUGGGAACAAGGCAGCCGUAUCUGUAUUAGCUGGGACUUUGCAGGCAAAGGCCGCCCAACCCGGUAGCGGCAACAGCGUCGGGGGCCGCGAUCAGGCAGCUGGGACCGGCAGAGGUGCAGCAGGUAGAGGUACGGGUGCAGAUUCAGGCAAUAUUAUUGCAGGCACUGCAUGGACGAAUAUUCUUAGCACGGGUCCUAGUAUUGCGACGGACAAAAGCACGAAGAGCGGCGGCGUGUCUGGCUCCGACUCUGGCUGGACAAGUUCCGCCGCGGCGCCCGCUUCCACACCCAGUGCAAAGCCCACUGCAAUGCCCGCUUCUCCAGUCUUCAGCGCUCUCUUCAGCGCCCAGCCAGCCCCCGCCACCCAUUCCGCCACGCCACCCGAUCCUCCAUCCUCUUCCUCCCAUCAUCACCAUCUCUCUUACGAUUCUCGCGAAAAGACUACUCGACAAUUUUCUUCCGCGCGCGACUCUCUUUUGUCCACCGCUCUCCUCGAUUCCCUUCGCCACCACGACGAUAACAGCUGGGUCGAUUGCGACCAAUCCGAUACAGACAUGACGGCCGGUCCCAUGGGCCGCUCACGGCAGGACUCCUUUGUGAGCACCGGCCCAAAGCCCAUCUCAUUCAACAACCAGAACCGCGAUACGGUUGGCCGCAAUCGCAGAGAGUCUCUCGCCGGCAGUCUCAUGAACAACCUGAGCUGGGGCGGCAUGUCCUUGGGCAGUUUUGUCCGCGAUGACGUCAUGAUGCAUGGCACCUCCCCCGCAUUCGGCAAUGUCAGUGGUCAGCCUUCGUCUUCAUUCCACUCCUCGUCCUAUCUUCCCAGGCUCGAAGCCAACUUCAUGAGAGACUUCACAUGCUGCGGCAAGACACUUCCCAACCUGCACGAUUUGCUUCAGCAUUACGAAGAGGCGCAUACCCAACCAAGCCCCAACACUGCUCGCAACAAUGCCUUUGGCCAAUUCGGCAACCAGAUGGCCAUGCCAGGCAGCUCACAAAUGUCCAGCUCUCGGACCACUCCAACUCCCGGUCAGGGCAACUUGCAGGGCUUUGGCCAGCAGCACGGCCAGCUCCAGAUGGGCUUCGACAAUGUCCAGAUGAACGCUCUCAAUGCCAACAUGCAUGAUGAUAUGGAUGCUGUCGCAGACAUGGAGAUGGAUGAUGCGGUUGGAACCAUGGAGCUGGACGACAGUUCCCGAAUGACGCACACACGACAGAUGUUUGGCCAGCAGCAGCGACCUCAACUCGACAUGUCAAAUGCCGGGUUUCCCCAAGCUCUCCGCACUUCUCAGCCCACCACACCGGCCGUGGCUAGCUUUGGCUUGCAGAACAAUCCCACCGUCUCUUCCGUCAAUACUCCCACCCUUACGACUCAGCAGCAGCAGCAGCUCUCGCAAGGUGUUGCGCAUAUGGGUGGCAUGGAUGAAAUGGAAGGCGGGCUUCCCGCUAUGCCCAUGGGCGUCAAUGGCAAUACUAUCUCUGACAUGGACUUUUCCAACGGCAAUCCUGAAGAAGAAGACUCGAAUUUCUGUAUCAACGAUCCUGGGAAACAUCUUUUCAGCCCCAAUGGCGCUUUCCCACCUGGUGGCAACCGCACGAUUCAGGCCCAGCUCGCCCAGCUCGGUCUUACUCAGGGCCAGUUUGCCGACCCCGAGACAAAUAAAAUGCUACUCCAGCGCUUGCAAACCAUGAUGAUGCCCGAGGAGCAUAAGCCAUUCAAGUGCCCAGUCAUUGGAUGUGAAAAGGCAUACAAGAAUCAAAACGGACUCAAAUAUCAUAAAGCCCACGGCCAUCAGACGCAGCAGCUGCAUGAGAACGGAGACGGCUCAUUUUCCAUAGUUAACCCCGAAACAAGUGCGCCGUAUCCUGGAACUCUUGGUAUGGAAAAGGAAAAGCCCUUCAACUGUGAGACUUGCGGCAAGCGAUACAAGAACCUCAACGGUCUCAAAUACCACAAGGCCCAUUCGCUACCUUGCAAUCCCGAGUUCAAGAUACAGGCUAUGGCUGCUGGACUGACCUUGCCUGGAAUCCACGAAGACGCUCACCCCCAAUGA